ACGGAUUUAGCUUCAAGCAAAAACGUAUACCCAAAUGGAGUGAAAAUUCGGCGAAAAAUCAUUUCUUGAAGCUGACAAAUAUUAGAAAAAUUGACUUAAAAAGAUGAAUAAUCUGCAGUUUGGAGAUCUGCCACCGGAGCUUCAGUUAAGUAUUUUCGACUGCUUAGAUUUCCGCUCCCGCAUCGAGUGCAGCCUGGUUUGUAAGACCUGGAACCGUCUGGCGAUGAGUGGAUCAUUUAUGAAUAACCAUGUUCUGAUCAAGGUAGAAACCGAUUGCAACUGUAUAUUUUCUGUUAUACAAAAACCGCCAGCCGAUUUCCGUUACACCACCAGUAUCCUACUCCAAAGCGACCGCAAGUACCGAGCCAUGACCAUCCACUAUAAACAUGGUACAACGUUGAGAAUCAAUUCAAUGCGAAGCUUGUUCAGAAAGUUUAGCGAACUGACAUAUUUGAAUAUCGAUCAAAAGAUCAAGAACACGCACGUCGAUUUUCUGCGACAGAUACUGAUUGGCUGCCCAAAGUUGAAAUGCUUGCAGCUGAAUGUCAGGCUUAUGAAGAACAAGAAUCAGAUUAUUAAAACAUUUCCGAAUACUCUCGAGAAACUGAUUCUUUGGGAAACACCAUUAAACGAUUUUUGCCUCCUGAUUAAAAUGUUUUCAAACGUGCCCAAGUUGUCAUUGCAGAAAGUGCGCUUGCAAGCCGCCUACGUAGAAUCUUUGGCAACUCUGAUGCCAGAGUUGGAAACCCUUGAGCUGCAUGAAGUGUACUCGAUCGGAGGCCACUCGCUACACCAGCUGAAGCGACUUAGAAGACUUCGUGAACUCACGAUCGAUUCAUCGCGGUUUUCAACGGGAUUCAAAACCUGGCCCAAACUGCCACCCAACAUCCGCUUUGUCACCGUCAGUAACUGUACCAAUGUGCUGGACGUGGAGCAACUGCGCGAACGCUGGGGACACGCCGAGAAGCUAGUGCUGAACGCUAACAACAUCGAGAAAGGUUCAUCCUGGUGUGCUGCAUUCCUGUGGGAUCUGCUGUAUUCGUAGAAGAUUCGUUUUCAUUUACAGAUUACAUGACGAUCGAUUUCAAUCCUAUGAACUGACUGCGGUUUCCAAUUGUUCCAAGAAAGGGGAAAAAUGACAAAUUAACUUGACCUUUGUUUAACUACUAUAUUUAGUUUGAGUUGUUAUUUGAGAAUGCGUUAAUUGUUGAAAUAACUGAAUUGAACAAACGUUUGAAACGUUGAUUACUUUGAAUAAUACUAAUAAACGAAAAACAUACACUUCAGUUUGGUUUGUUUAUAUUUGCUAGUACACUAGUGUCAUUGCAAUC
Messenger RNA from Topomyia yanbarensis, 1331 nucleotides. RefSeq lists its product as uncharacterized. The coding region runs from base 104 to 1045 and encodes 313 amino acids. Gene Ontology annotation, molecular function: protein binding. The record is from RefSeq and is a predicted model, not a curated record. Lineage: Eukaryota; Metazoa; Arthropoda; Insecta; Diptera; Culicidae. The transcript has 4 exons.